GGUAUUUGACAGGACCGAGGGCGGACGCAAAGGACGCGGAGGACCUCUGGGUGCCUGCAGGGGAGCUGCUCCAGCAGGGCCUCCGGGAGCUGUGGGGAGAGCAUCGCGGAGCCGCCCCUCCACGCGCCUGCCGGGCCGCGAUCGCCCUCGGGGCUCUCCUGGUAGCAGUGCCAGGGCGCAGGGCGCGGCUGAUCUCCCGCCCCCGCCACCUCCGCCACCAUGCUGCUCCCCCAGCUCUGCUGGCUGCUGCUGCUCGCGGUGCUGCUCCAGCCGGUGCCCGCGCAGAAGUUCUCGGCGCUCACGUUUUUGAGAGUCGAUCAAGAUAAAGACAAGGAUUGUAGCUUGGACUGUGCGGGUUCGCCUCAGAAACCUCUCUGCGCAUCUGACGGAAGGACCUUCCUUUCCCGCUGUGAAUUUCAACGUGCCAAGUGCAAAGACCCCCAGCUAGAGAUUGCGUAUCGAGGAAACUGCAAAGACGUGUCCAGGUGUGUGGCCGAAAGGAAGUAUACCCAGGAGCAAGCCCGGAAGGAGUUUCAGCAAGUGUUCAUUCCUGAGUGCAAUGACGACGGCACCUACAGUCAGGUCCAGUGUCACAGCUACACGGGAUACUGCUGGUGCGUCACGCCCAACGGGAGGCCCAUCAGCGGCACCGCCGUGGCCCACAAGACGCCCCGGUGCCCGGGUUCCAUAAAUGAAAAGUUACCGCAACGCGAAGGCACAGGAAAAACAGUCUCCUUGCAAAUCUUUUCCGUUCUGAAUUCAGAUGAUGCCGUGGCUCCGGCGUUGGAGACUCAGCCUCAAGGAGAUGAAGAAGAUAUUGCAUCACGUUACCCUACCCUUUGGACUGAACAGGUUAAAAGUCGGCAGAACAAAACCAAUAAGAAUUCAGUGUCAUCCUGUGACCAAGAGCACCAGUCUGCCCUGGAGGAAGCCAAGCAGCCCAAGAACGACAACGUGGUGAUCCCUGAGUGUGCGCACGGCGGCCUCUACAAGCCAGUGCAGUGCCACCCCUCCACGGGGUACUGCUGGUGCGUCCUGGUGGACACCGGGCGCCCCAUUCCCGGCACAUCCACAAGGUAUGAGCAGCCGAAAUGUGACAACACGGCCAGGGCCCACCCAGCCAAAGCCCGGGACCUGUACAAGGGCCGCCAGCUACAAGGUUGCCCGGGUGCCAAAAAGCAUGAGUUUCUGACCAGUAUUCUGGACGCGCUGUCCACGGACAUGGUUCACGCUGUCUCUGACCCCUCCUCCUCGUCAGGCAGGCUCUCGGAACCCGACCCCAGCCACACCCUAGAGGAGCGAGUGGUGCACUGGUACUUCAAACUACUCGAUAAAAACUCCAGUGGAGACAUCGGCAAAAAGGAAAUCAAACCCUUCAAGAGGUUCCUUCGCAAAAAAUCAAAGCCCAAAAAAUGUGUGAAGAAGUUUGUUGAAUACUGUGAUGUGAAUAAUGACAAAUCCAUCUCGGUACAAGAACUGAUGGGCUGCCUGGGCGUGGCUAAAGAGGACGGCAAAGCAGACACCAAGAAGCGCCACACCCCCAGAGGUAAUGCUGAAAGUACGUCUAAUAGACAGCCAAGGAAACAAGGAUAAAUGGCUCACACAGCGAAGGCAGUUCCUAGACACGUGGGAAAUUCCCUCACCAACGAGCAAUUAAGAAAACAAAAACAGAAACACAUAGUAUUUGCACUUUGUACUUUAAAUGUAAAUUCACUUUGUAGAAAUGAGAUAUUUAAACAGACUGUUUUAAUCUGUGAAAAUGGAGAGCUGGCUUCAGAAAAUUAAUCACAUACAAUGUAUGUGUCCUCCUUUGACCUUGGAAAUCUGUAUGUGGUGGAGAUGUAUUUGAAUGCAUUUAGGCUUAAUUUCUUCGCCUUCCACAUGUUAACAGUAGAGCUCUAGGCACUCUGGUUGCAAUCCUAUGGCUUUCCCCAACCCCUGCAGUCACUUCCAGACGGCUGUGCUUACAGCAUUGUGGAAUCAUGUUGGAAGCUCCACAUUUCCAUGGAAGGUUGUGAUGUACGGUUGACCCUUCAGGCAGUUAACAUGCAGGGGGUGGUUUGUUUCUUGGGAUUUUCUGUUAGUUUAUCUUGUUUUGCUUUCCAGAGAUCUUGCUCGUACAAUGAAUCACGCAACCACUAAAGCUAUCCAGUUAAGUACAGGUAGUUCCCCUGGAGGAAAUACUAUUUCCAAACUGUCUUUGGUGUGAUACUUUGGCUCAAAGGAUGUUUGCUUUUCCAUUUGAAGCUUCUGUUUGAGUUUUGCCCUGGGGCUCGAGCGAGUCCUGGAGAGUCGUCCUGAUGGUGGGAGGCUCCCUAGGAGGGGCCCAUCCUUCCAAAAUGUAAGGCCAGUCACGGUGUGACCGAGCUGGCUAACAGGCUUGUCUGCUUGGUUUUUCUCCUACACGAUCCUCCUACCUGGUCCACCCCAGGGCUACCGGAAGGUAAAGUCUUCACCUGAACCAAUUAUGAGCAGUCUCCUUACUGAAGGCACAGCCGGAUCCAUGGUGCCCCCUGGGCUGGUGUUGGCAGCCGGGGAGAAGUGCCUGCGGGUCCCCACGGUUCCUUUCUGCUUUUCUGAAUGCAUCAAGGGUACAAGAACUUGCCAAUGGGAAAUUCAUCUGAGUGGCACUGGCAGAGAAGGAUAGGAGUGGAAUGCCCACACGGUGACCAACGGAACUGGCCUGCGUGCACAGCCAGCUGCCCCGCUCAGGCCUGGGCCCGGAGCUCAGGGCGCCCUCUGUCUGUAGGAACCGUUUGGAGGACAGUCUGAGAGCGGAAACUUCAAUGUGAUUCUAUCUCGGCUCAGACUGUUGGUUGGAGAAACAUCUUCGUGGCCCCAAAUCCCCUGAGACGUGCCUUGUAGAAUGACGUUUGUGAGGUUGGGAUGCUUGUGGAGCAUCGCAUAAGGCUUCUUCCUUAUUUAAACUGUGCAAGGUAAAAAUCAAGCCUUUGGAGCCACAGAACCAGCUCAAGUACAUGCCAAUGUUGUUUAAGAAACAGUUAUGAUCCUAAACUUUUUGGAUAAUCUUUUGUAUUUCUGACCUUUGAAUUUAAUCAUUUUUCUUAGAUUAAAAUAAAGUAUGCUAUUAAAACUA
Molecule: messenger RNA, 3097 nt
Organism: Macaca mulatta (Rhesus monkey)
Lineage: Eukaryota; Metazoa; Chordata; Mammalia; Primates; Cercopithecidae
Gene: SMOC2
Product: SPARC related modular calcium binding 2
Biological process (GO): extracellular matrix organization
Cellular component (GO): basement membrane
Molecular function (GO): heparin binding; extracellular matrix binding; protein binding
Source: RefSeq, a predicted model, not a curated record